Molecule: messenger RNA, 318 nt
Organism: Fraxinus pennsylvanica
Lineage: Eukaryota; Viridiplantae; Streptophyta; Magnoliopsida; Lamiales; Oleaceae
Source: the annotation of a GenBank genome assembly
AUGGCGACCAAUUGUGCUAGAAAACUCGUUCAACGAUCCACAGCUUCUGCCAAAACCUUAUUGAAUCGCAUCCAAUCAUCGCCUUCCAUUUCCACGGCACUACCAAAGCUCAAUGGACAAGCAUCCACCACCUCGGCCUCUCGAGUCUCCCCUCGCCACCGCUCCUUCUUCUCCUCCAGGCUACCGGUGGAGCUGAGUUGUUGUGAGUCAUUGAUGCCACUGCACUCGGUGACUGCCUCUGUAUUGCUAAAAUCAAUGCUAUCUUCAAAGGUUGGCCAAUGGGGCUGUCUUUCUGAAGGUUUUGCUACACCUCUAUAA